AUGCGAGCUUGGAUAAACUGCUCACAAAAAUUUUGGGAGGUGGAGGAUAUUCCAGUAAAGCUGGAAAAGGAAUCCGACCUGUUUUCUCAAUUUCUUCGAAACGAGAAUCGUUUGGCAAAAAAUGCCCCCCUUACGGAGCAGUACGAUGCGGUGAUCCAGGAAUAUCUGGACUUAGGUCACAUGCGACAAGUCCCUCUAAGCAAUGGUUCGGAUAACUACUAUCGACCACACCAUGCUGUUCACAAGCCUAACAGCACCACGACCAAGCUCCGCGUAGUAUUUAACGCCUCCCACCCGUCAUCGAAUGGUAAAAGUCUGAACGAUGUGCUACAUGCAAGGCCCGUUCUGCAAUCCGACUUAACCAUUCAAAUUCUAAGAUGGCGCUUCUUCCGAUAUGUCUUCAAUGCCGAUAUCACGAGAGAGUUCUCAGUUGAGAGUGAUUGA
Drosophila montana is the source of this 444-nucleotide messenger RNA. RefSeq lists its product as uncharacterized. Lineage: Eukaryota; Metazoa; Arthropoda; Insecta; Diptera; Drosophilidae. The transcript has 2 exons. Bases 1 to 444 code for a protein of 147 amino acids. The record is from RefSeq and is a predicted model, not a curated record.